GAAGGUGGUGGAAGCCGGCGGAGGUAGUCUGCGGCCGGCGGUUAGGUGAGCGCGAGAGCGGUCGGAGUGUCUCCCGCUGGGGCGGAUCAGCCCCCUCGUACCGCAUUUAAAAAAGAGGAUACAUGAUCAGUGAAGAGCUUCAACAGCAGAUUGCUACAGAAGAUCAUUGUUUUUUCCCUGCGUGGCAAGCUGCCUUCGGAUAAUGUACAAUGGGACUACAAAUUCAUUUUGUGGUUGACCCGCAGGGGUGGUGCUGCAUGGGCAUGAUUAUCUUCGUCUGGCUUUACAACACACUCUUUAUUCCCCAAAUUAUCCUCUUUCCUCACUAUGAAGAGGGACAUACUUCAGCUGCAGCGAUACUGUGCUACUACUUAGUUUCAUUGUUUUGUAUAGUUUCGUUAUUGAGAGCCUCCAUAGCUGAUCCAGGAAAACUACCUGAAAGGCCAAAGAUACCACUCACAGAACGAGAAUUUUGGGAACUAUGUAAUAAAUGUAAUAUGAUGAGACCAAAGCGAUCCCAUCACUGCAGUCGCUGUGGACACUGUGUUAGAAGGAUGGAUCAUCACUGUCCGUGGAUUAACAAUUGUGUUGGUGAAGACAAUCAUUGGCUGUUUCUGCAGCUAUGUUUCUACACUCAGCUUCUUAGUUCCUAUACAUUGAUACUUGAUUUCUGCCACUACUAUUAUUUUCUACCUCUGAAAAAAGUUAACUGGGAUCUCUUUGUAUUUAGACAUGAACUUGCCUUGCUAAGGAUAUCGACCUUCAUGGGCAUAAUAAUGUUAGGUGGAAUAAGUGGACUCUUUUACACUCAGCUAAUGGGUAUUUUCACUGAUACAACAAGUAUAGAAAAAAUGUCAAACUGUUGUGAAGAAAUAUCAAGGCCCCCAAAGCCAUGGCAGCAGACCUUCUCAGAAGUUUUUGGCACUCGCUGGAAGAUCCUGUGGUUUAUUCCUUUCAGGCAGAGGCAACCACUGCGAAUUCCCUACCACUUUGCCAAUCAUGUCUAAACAGAUGGAUGGUGGGCACAGAUGGGUCCUCCAUGCUGGAAAUGUGUUACAGGUUUUAUGAUAAUAGAACUAUGACAGUCCUCAAGUCAAUUAAAAUCCACCUACCAAUCUUAGACUUCAUAAUGUGCCUCAGGCUUUAUUUUAAUAGUGAUCUUGAUUCUGUUGUGGGAUUAGUACUAGUUCUAAGUUUAAGUUUAAGGCAUAUUUACUUUCAAAUUAGUUUUCCAGAGGGAAUUCUUGUGUGUUUGAGGUUAAUAACAAAAACAUAAAUGAUUGAGAUACAAUGUUACCCAAUUUUGUUUUGAUGCUGGAUAUUUUGAUUUUUAUUUUUUUUAAGGAAACACUGAAGUUUACAUAGAUUAAUAGAUUUCAAACUAAGUGUCUCAUUCUGCAUUUAAUUCUUUAGUAUUUUUUAUUAGUAGAUUUAUCUAGAUUAUGUAAAGGUCUUUUUCUGCUAAUUGUGUUCAAAAUUCUCUCUCUUCUUUUAUUUAUGAUGCAUGAUAUUAAUCAUGCAGUACAGCACUGGAAAAAGGUGGUAUUUUAACAGAAGCAGACUUUUUCCUAAACUUUUUCCAGAAGUUUUUUUUAAUAUAUAAGGGAGAUCUUGUAUCUUAUAUUCUCACUUCUGUAAAAAUGUAGUCUUAAUACAAUAAGUUAUCAUUGUCCUUGUGUCAGUAAAAGCUAUGAUAGCAAAUACCCUAGGGGAAACUAUGCAGAUAUAAAGCAUGUUUUUCCCUUUUCUCCACAUAGAGUUCCUUGUAACUUGCAAUAAUUCCACAUAUAAUCGAUAUGGUACGAAUAUUAGAGUACAUACAUUUAAAAAAUGAGGUUUAAUCAGUCAAUAUAAGGUAUCAUGUAUGAAUAUAGAAAGUAGUGUGUGGUCACUAAAGUUAUACUUAACAUUUUGUUUUGGUUAGUCACUACUAGAACUAGAAUUAGAAUUACUUUUCAGGUGUUUAUGUAUAAUGGGCAAUGUGUAUGGAAUAUACUUUUUUAGUAUUUUAUUUAUAUGUAAAUAUUGAUGUUAUAGACAAGCAUUAAUUUCUAUGUAAACAGGGUAAUUGAACUGCACUAAUUUCCUCUUGUGUAUUGUGUGGACAGGGGACCAUUUUGCUCUUUUUCUGGGAUAGGAGGGUCACUUCUUUUUAGAAGUGGUUAACAAGAAAUGUUAACCUUAAGAUUAGAGCUGGUCAGAUAGUAAACUGAUACACAAAUAGAAGUAUUGCCUUUGUUUUGCUAUGAUUUAGAGCGUUGUGUUGUUUGUUAUUCAUGUAUGUCUCAGCAAUUGUCAGGUAUUUGGGAAUCUUGAAAGGUUCAUGAAUUGUCACAAGGAUAAAAUUCAUAGUUUGUGUUACUCACUAUUCUGCCUAAAAAGUUUAUCAUCCAGUCUAAGAGCAGAAACAACAGCAUGCAUCUUAGGUGACUACCAUACAAUAUGAAUAACAAAUAGUGAAUAGUCAAAGCAAAGAAGACAUACGCUGAAAAUUAUUUAUCUCAGGCUAUUUGGGAUUUCUAGCAUUCUGAGAGAAAGUUCCUUUCACUCUCUCUUUCACUGUUAGUUUCUUUGUGGGAGAGUCUUAUGGCUGUUGUUUAAACCAAAGUUCAAAAUGUCCAAGAGGUGAUGAAAAUGCUGAUGUGGCCUUUGAAAUUUACAAAU
Mauremys mutica (yellowpond turtle) is the source of this 2664-nucleotide messenger RNA. It is a transcript of the gene ZDHHC21, whose product is annotated as zinc finger DHHC-type palmitoyltransferase 21. Lineage: Eukaryota; Metazoa; Chordata; Testudines; Geoemydidae. Gene Ontology annotation, cellular component: endoplasmic reticulum; Golgi apparatus. Gene Ontology annotation, biological process: protein targeting to membrane; peptidyl-L-cysteine S-palmitoylation. The record is from RefSeq and is a predicted model, not a curated record. Gene Ontology annotation, molecular function: protein-cysteine S-palmitoyltransferase activity. Bases 210 to 1007 code for a protein of 265 amino acids. The transcript is spliced from 9 exons.